Molecule: messenger RNA, 1805 nt
Organism: Aegilops tauschii subsp. strangulata
Lineage: Eukaryota; Viridiplantae; Streptophyta; Magnoliopsida; Poales; Poaceae
Source: RefSeq, a predicted model, not a curated record
AUGCAGCUCCCCCUCCAAACGCGCAACGCUCUUCAAGCUGCUUCUCCCUUCCAGCAGCGAGGGGGCUCGAGCUCCUCCCACCAAACAAGGCGCACUGCAGCACCACCAUGCCUACGCGUCCGCGCCAGCAUCGGCCUGCCGGCCGAGGGGAUCCUCCCAGUAGGGCUGCGGGUCGAGUCGCUGCCGCGUCACGUGGCGGUGACCAUUGACGGGAACUCCCGGUGGGCGCAAGCACGGGGCAUGCCGACGUCGGCGGGGCACGCCGCUUUGCAGCCCGCGCUGGAGGAGACGGUGCGGCUCUCACGCGCCUGGGGAAUCCGCGUGCUCACUGUCUUCGCCUUCUCCGAUCAGAACUGGAACCGUCCCAAGGAGGAGGUUGACUUUGCUAUGGGCGUGUUCGAUCGGUUCAUCCAGGACAAUGUCGCCCAGUUUGUAAGGGAUGGGAUUCGUCUACACGUAAUCGGUGACUUGUCAAGGUUGCCGACUUAUCUGCAGAAGACUGCACACGAUGCCGAGGAGGAAACAAGAAGCAACUCACAAAUCGACCUGAUGCUAGGUAUCAGCUACGGUGGGCGAGCGGACAUCCUGCAAGCAUGCAAGAAGAUUGCCCAAAAGGUGUACAACAAGCUGCUCAGACCGAAGGACAUCGAUGAUUCACUAUUCGCCGACGAGCUCCAAACGAGCUGGACAGACGAGUUCCCUUACCCUGACCUACUCAUCAGGACCAGCGGCGAACUAAGGCUCAGUGACUUCAUGCUUUGGCAGUCUGCUUACACCGAGCUCUUCUUCACUGACACGCUCUGGCCUGAUUUCGGGGAGGCUGAAUAUCUCGAAGCUCUUAUGUCCUUCCAGAGCAGAGACAGGCGUUUUGGUAAACGAAAACUAUAGCGCAUGAAAUAAAAGAGCAAAAUAACGGUGCGAGUGACGUGAUGAUCCAUCAUGUUAGCCGCCAUGGAUAGAUUCUCUUCUCGUGGAGAUUCCGUCCCCACCCUUCUUCUGUACUUAUGUUCGGUUUUUGUCACCUUCAAAGUAUUUCCAUCACAAGGAAUGGUGUAUUCUGUUGUACUUGCUGGAGCAGGAUUCUAAAUCUUCACCUGGAUUAUAUUAUGUGUAUCUAUUUGUGUGUUGAAUGUGUUUGACAUAUAAAUUUACGGUUUCAUAAAUAUCUUUUUUGUGCGUGCGAUUACAAACAAUAUGGUUAUGCAACCCUCCACAAAUGAUAUGUUAAAGAAAUACCUUGUUAUGUUAUAAAGCAGUAAUUUUGUAAUACAUAUGUGUGAAGCCACUACCGGAAAAUUGGUGUUUGCUGAGUGCGACGUUUUUUGCCGGGAUUCACCGGCUGACAAACCUCCCCUUUGCCGAGUACCACACUCGGCAAACGUGGGGACUCGGCAGCGAAAACCUUCGUCAAGAGUCACCGAAAAACACUCGGCAACAAAAAAAAACUCAUCAAGCAAGAUUCCGUAGGAAGACACUCAGCAAGCAAGAUUCAACGUGUCCUUGUCGUCUGCGGUUGACGGCUCCGCACUCAGGCUCUCGACAAAAAAUUUCAGAUGCUCCCAACUGCUACUAUGUGGCUCUUUUAUUGAUCGUGGCACUCGACAAAGGUGUGUUCAACAGUUUUAAUUAAUUUUGCAGCUAGCCCCACAAUAACGCAUACAAUAAACAUAUGCACAUAUCACAAUUUAUAUGGCAUUUCAAACAUACCAUAUCGCAUUAUAUAGCAAUUGACACAUACAUAUCAUUGCACAUACAUCACAAGUUCAAUAAUGUCACAUGCAUACAAAGUUCAUCGUUACAAAAUG